Messenger RNA from Topomyia yanbarensis, 2691 nucleotides. RefSeq names its product DNA replication licensing factor Mcm7 (gene Mcm7). Gene Ontology annotation, molecular function: ATP binding; ATP hydrolysis activity; single-stranded DNA helicase activity. The coding region runs from base 182 to 2335 and encodes 717 amino acids. Gene Ontology annotation, cellular component: MCM complex; nucleus. Gene Ontology annotation, biological process: DNA replication; DNA replication initiation; DNA strand elongation involved in DNA replication. The record is from RefSeq and is a predicted model, not a curated record. The transcript is spliced from 3 exons. Lineage: Eukaryota; Metazoa; Arthropoda; Insecta; Diptera; Culicidae.
AUUUUCGUAACGUUUUGGCGCGUAUCGGGCUCCAUCCCUCCCGCAUUUGAGCAUCUGUUCGCGUUGAGGAUUAGUUUGGUGUUGAUUUUGGUUGAGUCCCAUAUUUAAGUUAAACGUAAUUUCAAACGAAGCUUUUUUAAAUUAUAAAUAGUUUGAAGAGAGUUACUAUACAAUCAACAAAAUGCAACGAGACUACGCUGCGGAUAAAGAGACCAUAAAAUCCUUCCUAACCGAGUUUCACAAAGAAGACGACGAUGGCAAGAAGGUGUUUAUAUAUGCUCGCCAAAUGACCAACGUAGCCCACCGGGAUCAAGUCGGGGUAACCGUCGAUUUAGACGAUGUGUCCAGUUACAAUGAUCAGCUGGCAGAAGCGAUCCAGAAGAACGCCAGACGUUACGUCAAGCUGUUUUCGGAUACCAUUUUUGAGCUGCUGCCAUCCUACAAGGAACGAGACGUCAUUAGUAAAGAUCCGUUGGAUAUUUACAUCGAACAUCGAUUGCUGAUGCAGUCCCGAACAAGAAAUCCUAAUGAGACGCGCGACGCUCGGAACUCGAUUCCUGCUGAACUGAUCAAGCGUUUCGAGGUUUACUUCAAAGCACCAAGCGCUUCGAAAGCCGUUUCCAUUCGUGAGGUGAAAGCGGAUAGCAUCGGAAAGCUUGUUACGCUUCGUGGAAUUGUGACCCGAUGCACCGAAGUUAAACCGAUGAUGACGGUCGCUACCUAUACCUGCGAUCGUUGUGGUGCUGAGACUUAUCAACCAGUAUCAGCAAUGAGCUUUAUGCCAACGGUCGAUUGCCCGUCGGAGGAUUGUCGUGUGAAUAAGGCGGGCGGUCGUUUGUAUUUGCAAACGCGUGGUUCUAAAUUCAUGAAGUUCCAGGAAUUGAAGAUUCAGGAACAUAGCGAUCAAGUUCCCGUGGGUCACAUUCCUCGGUCACUAACCGUUAUGUGUCGAGGCGAAACAACACGAUUAGCACAACCAGGAGACCACGUUGUUAUUAGUGGAAUAUUUUUGCCUAUUCAAAGAAGUGGUUUUAAGGCUAUGGUCUCGGGAUUGUUGAGCGAGACUUUCCUUGAGGCGCAUAGAAUAGCUUGUUUGAAUAAAUCGGACGACGGCGAUCUAAGCAACGAAUUGAGCUCUGAGGAGUUGGCUGAAUUGGCUAAGGAUGACUUCUACACUAGAAUAGCUAGCAGUUUGGCACCGGAAAUUUACGGACACUUGGAUGUUAAAAAAGCUCUUUUGUUGCUUUUGGUUGGUGGAGUAGACCGUAGCCCGGAUGGCAUGAAGAUUCGCGGAAACAUUAACAUUUGUCUAAUGGGAGAUCCUGGUGUAGCCAAGUCGCAACUUUUGGGUUAUAUCGAUCGCUUGGCUGUACGCAGCCAGUAUACAACAGGUCGGGGUUCUUCCGGUGUUGGUUUAACAGCUGCGGUCAUGAAAGAUCCACUGACCGGUGAAAUGCUACUCGAAGGAGGGGCCUUAGUAUUGGCCGAUCAAGGCGUUUGCUGCAUCGACGAGUUCGAUAAAAUGGCUGAAACAGAUCGUGUUGCGAUUCAUGAAGUCAUGGAACAGCAAACCAUUUCCAUUGCCAAAGCAGGUAUCAUGACAUGUUUGAAUGCUCGCGUUUCGAUUCUGGCGGCCGCCAAUCCUGCGUAUGGUCGUUACAAUCCACGUCGCACAAUCGAACAGAAUAUUCAGCUACCGGCAGCUCUUCUGUCGCGUUUCGAUCUGCUCUGGUUAAUUCAGGACAAACCGGACCGCGACAACGAUCUUCGUCUGGCUAAACAUAUUACCUUCGUGCAUAGUCAUGGUAAGCAGCCGCCCUCCCGUAUAAAAACACUGGAUAUGUCACUGAUUCGUCGAUACAUCGCACUUUGCAAACGCAAAACUCCAGUUAUCACGCCGGAACUGACCGAAUACAUCGUUAAUGCGUACGUAGAGUUGCGUCGCGAAGCUCGCAACAAUCGCGAUAUGACUUUCACAUCGGCAAGAAAUUUACUGGGAAUAUUACGCUUGUCCACCGCUUUGGCCCGCCUUCGGCUGGCAGAUAAUGUUGAUAAGGAGGAUGUGUUGGAAGCCCUCCGCCUGCUGGAAAUGUCGAAAGAUUCGUUGAAUCAGACCGAGCAGAAGACUACUCAUGUUCAGAAUACAUCGGACAAAAUCUUUGCCCUGAUUCGUGAAUUGGCCGGAGCGAGCAAAACGGUUAAAAUUUCAGAUGUCGCAGAACGCUGCACUACCAAGGGUUACAAGCCUGACCAGGUCGACGCGUGCAUUGAGGAGUACGAAGAACUCAACGUUUGGCAGGUUAAUCAGACCAGGACGAAGUUGACGUUCAUUUAAGUUAAUUUCUUAUGUAUAGGUCUAUUUAAUUUUAUGUUGUGUGGAAAAUAUCUUUAUACUGAAUUGUUCUUAUAAUUGUAAUAGCGUUUUCGUUUGUACAUGGUGCUACAACGGUGUAGUAUAAAAAAGGAGAUUACCGCCCAUAUUGAAUGGCCCAUGUAGCGAAUUCUAUGGUUUAGUGCUACACCGUUGUGGUGCAAUGUCUAAAACGAAAAGGCCACAAGAUUCAUGUUUACGUUAGCAUCUACAACACUCCAUUUAAAAUUCGUGCCCAUUGUUCGCCCUUUAUGUGUCUGUUGCUUCGUUUAUGGUACCUUAUUUUAAAACGAUUGAUGGUAAAUAAAUUUAAUGACUAA